GAAGGGGGAAGCGCGGAGGCUGCCUGACUAGAAUGAGGGUAGCUCCGGCAACAGAGGCGGCGGGAGCGGGGCCGGCCAUGGCGGUGUGGACACGGGCCACUAAAGCGGGGCUGGUGGAGCUGCUCCUGAGAGAGCGCUGGGUCCGAGUGGUGGCCGAGCUGAGCGGGGAGUGUCUGAGCUUGACGGGCGACGCCGCGGCGGCCGAGUCGGAGCCCACUCUGGGGCCGGCGGCGGCCGCCUUCAACGGCCUCCCGAACGGCGGCGGCGCCGGCGACUCGCUACCUGGGAGCCCGAGCCGCGGCCUGGGGCCCCCGAGCCCUCCUGCGCCGCCUCGGGGCCCCACGGGAGAGGCGGGCGCGUCGCCGCCAGUGCGCCGGGUGCGGGUGGUGAAGCAAGAGGCGGGCGGCCUGGGCAUCAGCAUCAAGGGCGGCCGCGAGAACCGGAUGCCGAUUCUCAUCUCCAAGAUCUUCCCGGGACUGGCGGCCGACCAGAGCCGGGCGCUGCAGCUGGGCGACGCCAUCCUGUCGGUGAAUGGCACGGACCUGCGCCAGGCCACCCACGACCAGGCCGUGCAGGCGCUGAAGCGCGCGGGCAAGGAGGUGCUGCUCGAGGUAAAAUUCAUCCGAGAAGUAACACCAUAUAUCAAGAAGCCAUCCUUAGUAUCAGAUCUGCCAUGGGAGGGUGCAGCUCCCCAGUCACCAAGCUUUAGUGGCAGUGAGGACUCUGGUUCUCCGAAACACCAGAACAGCACCAAGGACAGGAAGGUCAUCCCUCUCAAAAUGUGCUUUGCUGCUAGAAACCUAAGCAUGCCGGAUCUGGAAAACAGAUUGAUAGAGCUACAUUCUCCUGAUAGCAGGAACACGUUGAUCCUCCGCUGCAAGGAUACAGCCACAGCACACUCCUGGUUCAUAGCUAUCCACACCAACAUAAUGGCUCUCCUCCCACAGGUGUUGGCUGAGCUUAAUGCCAUGCUUGGUGCAACCAGUACUGCAGGAGGCAGCAAGGAAGUCAAGCACAUUGCGUGGCUGGCAGAACAGGCAAAGCUAGAUGGUGGGAGACAACAAUGGAGACCUGUCCUCAUGGCUGUGACUGAGAAGGACUUGCUGCUUUAUGAUUGCAUGCCAUGGACAAGAGAUGCCUGGGCAUCUCCAUGCCAUAGCUACCCUCUUGUUGCUACAAGGUUGGUUCAUUCUGGCUCUGGAUGUCGAUCACCUUCCCUUGGAUCUGACCUUACAUUUGCCACCAGGACAGGCUCUCGGCAGGGCAUUGAGAUGCAUCUCUUCAGGGUGGAGACACAUCGGGAUCUUUCCACUUGGACCAGGAUACUGGUACAGGGUUGCCAUGCUGCUGCUGAACUGAUCAAGGAAAUCUCUUUAGGCUGCACAUUAAAUGGCCAAGAGGUAAGAUUCACUGUCCACUAUGAAAAUGGGUUCACUAUAUCAAGGGAAAAUGGAGGCUCCAGCACCAUAUUAUACCGCUACCCAUUUGAACGUCUGAAAAUGUCUGCUGAUGAUGGCAUCAGAAAUCUCUAUUUGGAUUUUGGUGGUCCUGAGGGAGAACUGACGGUGGACCUGCACUCUUGUCCAAAGCCGAUUGUUUUUGUGUUGCACACUUUCUUGUCGGCCAAAGUCACUCGCAUGGGACUGCUUGUAUGAGCAGCCAAAAGUCAGAAAAGAACCCUGACUGUCACAAGAAAUAUUUCCACC
This is a messenger RNA of Marmota flaviventris (yellow-bellied marmot), 1706 nucleotides long. It is a transcript of the gene Sntb2, whose product is annotated as syntrophin beta 2. Gene Ontology annotation, molecular function: structural molecule activity; protein binding. The record is from RefSeq and is a predicted model, not a curated record. Gene Ontology annotation, cellular component: intracellular anatomical structure; dystrophin-associated glycoprotein complex; synapse. NCBI's taxonomy places the organism in Eukaryota, Metazoa, Chordata, Mammalia, Rodentia, Sciuridae.